AUGGCAGAUUCUAACUGUGGAUGUGGCUCCUCCUGCAAAUGUGGUGACUCUUGCAGUUGCGAGAAGAACUACAACAAGGAGUGCGACAACUGUAGCUGUGGAUCAAACUGCAGCUGUGGGUCAAACUGUAACUGUUGA
Arabidopsis thaliana (thale cress) is the source of this 138-nucleotide messenger RNA. RefSeq names its product metallothionein 1A (gene MT1A). Bases 1 to 138 code for a protein of 45 amino acids. The transcript has 2 exons. The record is from RefSeq and is marked reviewed. Lineage: Eukaryota; Viridiplantae; Streptophyta; Magnoliopsida; Brassicales; Brassicaceae.